Messenger RNA from Tribolium castaneum (red flour beetle), 1485 nucleotides. RefSeq names its product ALG3, alpha-1,3- mannosyltransferase (gene Alg3). The coding region runs from base 92 to 1468 and encodes 458 amino acids. The transcript is spliced from 2 exons. The record is from RefSeq and is a predicted model, not a curated record. Gene Ontology annotation, molecular function: dol-P-Man:Man(5)GlcNAc(2)-PP-Dol alpha-1,3-mannosyltransferase activity. NCBI's taxonomy places the organism in Eukaryota, Metazoa, Arthropoda, Insecta, Coleoptera, Tenebrionidae. Gene Ontology annotation, cellular component: endoplasmic reticulum.
GAAAAAUGUAGCAAUCUAGUGAAUUUAAUUUCUCGAAAUUGGCCGCAUUGCUGUUAACCUCAAAAAUGUGUAUCCCCAAAAUCAGCUCACGAUGGCUCCGACUAAAAAUAAGCCGCCCAAAUCCGGGCUAAACCCCGGAUUUUUCACAAUGGAAAAUUUAAAAAAAUUCAUCUACGACCCCCAUUACUUGAAACCGACGUGUUUCCUCCUCUUCCUGUUCGAAAUCAUUCUGAACAUUUUCAUUAUUGAAAGAGUGAACUACACGGAAAUUGACUGGAAAGCGUACAUGCAAGAGGUUGAGGGGUUUAUGAACGGGACUUGGGACUACAAGGAGUUGAAAGGUGACACGGGCCCCCUUGUUUACCCGGCCGGUUUCGUCUACGUGUACUCACUUUUAUACGCCGUUACGUCACAAGGGCGCAACAUUUAUUUGGCCCAAUACAUUUUCCUCGUGUUAUAUUUGGGGCAAACGCUCCUAACGUACCGAAUUUUCCUAAAAACGGCCAAAAUCCCCCCUUAUGCACUCGUUUUGACCACUUUGACCUCAUACCGGAUUCACUCGAUUUACGUUUUGCGCCUUUUCAACGACCCAAUUGCUGUGCUCCUCUUUUACAUCAGUCUGAAUCUAUUUAUUUCAAACCGGUGGCUUAUAGGCAGUUUUUUCUACUCCCUAGCCGUCUCAAUCAAAAUGAACAUCCUACUGUACGCCCCUUGUCUCCUAAUUGCGUAUUUAACCAACCUUACAUUAAUGGAAACAAUUUUAAAUUUAUCAAUUUGCGCUUUGGUACAAGUAAUACUGGGGGCCCCCUUUUUAUACACCAACCCUUUUUCGUACAUUAAGGGCAGUUUCGAUCUAGGCCGCGUGUUCGAGCACACGUGGACCGUCAAUUACCGUUUCCUACCGCGCGAAAUUUUCGAAAAUCGUUUGCUACAUUUGGGGCUUUUAUCGUGUCAUGUUUUACUCCUCCUGGCCUUUGCCCCCCUUUUGAAACGCUAUCUGAGCAGUUACGCGAAAUUAAAAAUAGUAACAGAUCAAGUUAGGACGCAACUUAUUGACGAAAAACUCAAAAGGCAAAAAGAGGACGAACAAAUGAGUCAGGAACAACGGGCGUUUUUGGCAAGUUUUGAGAAACAAAUCAAAGGUGGGAAAACAAGGGAAGAUAAUGAAUCAAAGUUGGAGGAUAAGUUGAGUAAAGUUACCCAACUGUUCGUUUUACCGUUUUUUGUUACGAAUUUGAUUGGGAUUGUUUUUGCACGGUCGCUACAUUAUCAGUUUUAUUGUUGGUAUUUUCAUAGUUUGUUGUAUUUGGUUUUUUGUACGGGGUUUAGGCGCCCUGUUAUGUUUCUAUUGUUGGGGGUUUUGGAGUAUUGUUGGAAUGUUUAUCCCAGUACGGACCUGUCAAGUGCCUCGUUACAUUUAUGCCAUUUUGUUCUGUUAUUUGGUGUUUAUAGGACCAUGAGACAAUAAAUUUUUCGUUAAACAAA